This is a messenger RNA of Halteromyces radiatus, 1392 nucleotides long. RefSeq names its product chitin deacetylase 2. The coding region runs from base 55 to 1341 and encodes 428 amino acids. Gene Ontology annotation, biological process: carbohydrate metabolic process. Gene Ontology annotation, cellular component: membrane. The transcript has 3 exons. NCBI's taxonomy places the organism in Eukaryota, Fungi, Mucoromycota, Mucoromycetes, Mucorales, Cunninghamellaceae. Gene Ontology annotation, molecular function: chitin deacetylase activity. The record is from RefSeq and is a predicted model, not a curated record.
UUUCUUUUUUCUUUUUUUUUUUUUAUUAUUCAUUCCUUAUAUCUUUCAAGAGUGAUGAUUGGUUUAAAAUCCAUUGCAGUUGUUGCCGCACUAGUAAUUAGUAAGGUGGACGCUGCUGAAUAUUGGCAAUCGUUCAAUUCAUCCAUCAAUCCUUUAAACAUCACUCUACCCAAUAUCCCUCAAACUACAUCCAUUGAUCCUACCACUGAAUGCACCAAUUACGUUCCUGAUCCAAGUCUGUUCACUCUUGAUGCCACACAAUGGCCUACCAGUUGGGAUAUUGCCACUUCCAAUGGAAUGAACACAUCUGCCGAAUUCACUGCCCUUUACAAUUCAAUUGAUUGGUCCAAAGCACCCAAUAUUCCUGUUCGUACCUUGAAUACUGAUGGAUCCAUCAAUAUGAAUGGAUAUGAUAGUGCCACUGAUCCUGAUUGCUGGUGGACAGCCACUACUUGUACCGUACCUAAACUUCAAGAUGUCAAUGCUGAUAUUUAUGAAUGUCCUGAACCUGAAACAUGGGGUUUGACCUAUGAUGAUGGACCCAAUUGCUCCCAUAAUGCCUUUUAUGAUUACUUGCAACAACAAAAUUUGAAGGCAUCCAUGUUCUAUAUUGGUUCCAAUGUGAUUGAUUGGCCUUAUGGUGCUAUGCGUGGUGUGCGUGAUGGUCAUCACAUUUCUUCCCAUACUUGGUCCCACAAGAUGAUGACUACUUUGACAAAUCAAGAAUUGCUUGCUGAAUUUUAUUAUACUCAAAAAGCUAUCAAAUUGGCUACUGGAUUGACUCCUCGUUACUGGCGUGCUCCUUACGGUGACGUGGAUGAUCGUGUUCGUUGGAUUGCUACUCAAUUAAACCUCACUUCUAUUCUUUGGGAUCUUGAUACCAAUGAUUGGUCAGCUGGUACAACAGAAACUGUUCAACAAGUACAAACAUCCUAUGAUGAAUUCAUCCAAAUGGGUAGCAACGGUUCUAUGACCACACAUGGUAACAUUGUACUGACCCACGAAAUUGCCAAUGUCACUAUGAGUCUUGCAUUGACCAAUUUACCUAACAUCAUGAAAAACUAUCAACAUGUCGUUAACGUAGCCACUUGUCAAAACAUCACCUACCCUUACAUGGAAAAUACCGUGGCUUUCCGUACCUUUGAUGAAUAUUUAGCUCAAAACUCUUCGGCUGGAGGCGCUGCCAGUUCUAUUCUUGGAACAAACACCAAUGUUGGUGUCACCGCCACUGGAAAGGCCGCUACCCAAUCAAAUGCUUCAAGUGAUGCCUCCUUCAUCCUCGCUCCUUCCACCUCCUUUUUACUCUUCACUAUUAUCUUAGUGUCAUCCGCCUUUUUUUAGACUAUAAGUUUUUAUUCAAAUGAAAUAAAGAAUUGAUUUAUGUCAACCUUA